Molecule: messenger RNA, 1669 nt
Organism: Paramormyrops kingsleyae
Lineage: Eukaryota; Metazoa; Chordata; Actinopteri; Osteoglossiformes; Mormyridae
Gene: ncf1
Product: neutrophil cytosolic factor 1
Biological process (GO): superoxide anion generation; respiratory burst
Cellular component (GO): cytoplasm; NADPH oxidase complex
Molecular function (GO): superoxide-generating NADPH oxidase activator activity; phosphatidylinositol binding; protein binding
Source: RefSeq, a predicted model, not a curated record
CUUACACAAGGAACUUCACCGCCCCUAUAAAACGGUCUCCUUCUUCAUCUGGUUAACUUACCAUCACAACAUCAAAUUCUUCCAGCAUGGAGGAGCCAUAUAUACUUCAUAUGGAGAUACUGGGCUUUGAAAGGAGAUUCUUUCCGAGCCAACAUUACGUGUACAUGUUCUUAGUGAAAUGGAGUGAUCUGUCAGAGAAACUGGUCUACAGGAAAUAUCCAGAAAUGUACACGUUACACAAAACCCUGAAGGAAAUGUUUCCCAUAGAGGCUGGAGACAUUGAUGCCGAAGACAGGAUCAUACCGUCUCUGCCUGCACCAAAAUGGUUCGACAACCAGAAAAGUACAGAGAGCCGGCAGGGCACGCUAGCCGAGUACUGUCAGGCCGUCAUCAACCUGCCGCCCAAGAUCUCCCGCUGUCAGCUGCUGUAUGACUUCUUUCACGUUAGACCUGACGAUGAAGUCCCGCCCUCUGCACACCCGAUUAAAAGAAAUGAAACAUACCUGAUGCAACGGGGCAGGUCAAGAUCCAACACAUCUGAGAUUACCGGCCCCAUCAUCCUGGAGACAUACCGGGCAAUAGCAGAUUACACCAAGAGCUCGAGGUAUGAGCUCAGCCUAACUGUUGGAGACCUGAUGGACAUCGUGGAGAAAAAUCCCAAUGGGUGGUGGUUCUGUCAGUGUGAGUCCCGUCGUGGCUGGAUCCCCGCGUCCUACCUGGAGCCCAUGGAGGGGCCCGAUGAGGGGGAGGAGCCAGACCCCAACUAUGAGGGAGAACUGUACGUAACCAUUAAGGGCUAUACUGCUACUGAAGAUGACGAGUUGACUCUUGAAUCAGGAGAGAUAAUUGAGGUCAUCCACAAGUUGCUGGAUGGCUGGUGGGUGGUCAGGAAAGGAGAGGAGACGGGACAUUACCCUUCAAUGUUCCUGCGCAAAAGUGGACUGAAGAAAGAGUCUUACACUAACGGGAAUGAAACUAUGAGGGGUACACCACCCCCCAGGAGAUCAACAAUUCGCAAUGCCCAAAGCAUCCAUGCCAGAGGGCGCAAUCGCAUCACCCAGGACGUCUACAGGAGGAACAGCCGGCGCUACCUUCAGCAACGUGGCCCACGCUCUGUGCUGGCCCAGGAAGCAGCCAGCAGCUCAGCCAUUUCAGAGACGAUCAGUGAGAAGUCUGAAGAGAGCGAUCCAAGCCCCAUUCCAGAGCCAAAGGGACAGAUCCCAGCCAUUCCACCCCGUCCCAGUCCAGAACUCAUCCUGGAGCGCUGUACAUCAGGCACUUGCAAGAAGGUCGUCAUCCAGAGCACCGGCUAAAAGAGCAGUGUGUCCCCUGCUAACAGAAUCGUCGUAAAGGACACUGCAGAGUUGCCUAUGAACUUUCAAGUUUGUUAGUGUGCUUGUUUACUGGAUUAGCUGCAGUAAUACUAUGUAAACUAUGGUUAUUAUUAAUACAUGCUUUCUGGCUUUAUUUUUAAGUAUUAUAUGCUGUUAAAUGGGUAGUGUUUUAUAUGAAAUGUUAUCUUUUAUAUGAAAUUGUUAUAUAUGCUACUAUUCCUGUUAAAUGAUCUGAGUAAUCACUUAUAUCUUAAGCAUUGUUUUGUGUUUUUCUUAACAGGAUAUACUUGUGUAUAUCGGGGUUGUAAAUUAAAUACAUCUUGCAUUAUUUUAUA